Molecule: messenger RNA, 1956 nt
Organism: Daucus carota subsp. sativus
Lineage: Eukaryota; Viridiplantae; Streptophyta; Magnoliopsida; Apiales; Apiaceae
Product: putative SWI/SNF-related matrix-associated actin-dependent regulator of chromatin subfamily A member 3-like 1
Exons: 5
Coding region: 1-1956 (651 amino acids)
Biological process (GO): DNA repair
Cellular component (GO): nucleus
Molecular function (GO): ATP-dependent chromatin remodeler activity; ATP binding
Source: RefSeq, a predicted model, not a curated record
AUGGAAGCCAUCUGCUUGAGGAGGACGAAAGAGCAGGGCAUACUCGGAUUGCCUCGAAAAAUCAUGAAAAUAUGUCCUGUCGAUCUUUCUGCUGAGGAGAGAGAGCUUUACGAUCAGAUGGAAGUGGAGGCUAAGACUGCCGUUCAGGAUUACAUCUCCUCAGGCACAGUCAGAAGCCACUACAUAGCCGUACUUGGAAUAGUUCUUCGACUCCGCCAGACAUGUACUCAUAUGGACCUCUGCCCUAAAGUUCACAUUGCAACUCUUCCGUGCAGCAAUAAAGAAGAGCUGUCCAACAACCCUGAGCUGCUGAAGAAAAUGGCGGCAAUACUCGACGGCAGUGAAGAAUUGGAGUGUCCGAUCUGCCUUUCGGCCCCAAACAACAUUGUGAUCACACGGUGUGCUCACAUAUACUGCCAGUCAUGCAUCCUCAGGACCCUCAAGCGUGACAGACCCCGCUGCCCUCUUUGCCGGCAUGAUCUCUCGGAGUCUGAUAUUUUCUCAGCUCCAACAGAACAAAGUAAUGCCGAAAUAGCCUCUUCCGGAGAAUCAUCUAGGAUAACUGCUCUCCUGAAACUUCUAUCAGAAGCACGGGAUCAGGACCCCACAGCAAAGUCUGUUGUAUUCUCCCAGUUCAGGAAGAUGCUGAUCUUACUUGAAGAGCCUCUGAAGACUGCUGGCUUCAAUGUACUGCGUUUGGAUGGAUCGAUGAUCGCAACAAAGAGGGCUCAAGUGAUCAAAGAUUUUGGUGUGCCAGCUCCUAAUGGUCGUCCCACGGUUUUGCUUGCCAGUCUAAGGGCAUCAAGUACCGGAGUUGAUCUCGCCGCUGCUAAUAGGGUGUACCUUCUGGAGCCCUGGUGGAAUCCAGAAGUUGAUGACCAAGCAAUAAACAGAGUACACCUGACAGGGCAAACGAAAGACGUGACUGUUGUACGAAUCGUUGCCCGAAACAGCAUCGAGGAGCGGAUAUUGGCUCUCCAGGAUCAGAAGAGGAUGGCUGGGCCGGCGGUGUACAAACUAAACAUCAAUGAUAUCCGGACUCUGCUAUCCUUGCUCCUUGAAGGUCCCACAGUUUUGCUUGGCAGUCCAAAGGCAUCAGGUACCGGAGUUAAUCUUGCUGCUACUAAUACGCUGCACCACCUCGAGUCACGGUGGAAUCCAGCUAUUGAGGAACAAGCAAAUGACAGAGUCCAUCGGAUAGGGCAAAUGAAUGAGGUGACAAUUAUGUUAUACAGAUCUACAUACAUAUUCAAAGUCAUCACAUCACCAGCACGGUCCUUUCCAAAGGAAGUAUCGAUGCAAUUGCUAUGGUGGAGAUCCAUUCAAAAAGUAGAUGGGAUGAUUGAAAUUGUUGUUUUUAGGUAUUUUAUCAUCGGGAUUGUUCUUGGUACAUCAUUAAAAUUGGGUUUUAUUUGGUCUUCAGGUGUUACUGUGCAAGUAUGCAAGUCUUGCACAGUAACAUUGGUUGUGUCCUCUGCUGGAAAUGCGUCUGAUUUGAUUGAUCUUGUAGCUUCCAGGACAACAUUGGUUGUGUCCUCGACUUCUGUGUUUUCGACGUGCAAAGAGCAAUUGAAAAAGCACACGAAGCCGGGGAAGUUAAGUGUUUACUUGUAUUAUGAACAGAGGACUAAGGACCCAAUGGAGCUUGUAAAGUAUGAUUUGGUACUCACCACAUACUCUUUAUUGGCUUCUGAACUGGAAUCGGGAUCACCAGUAUUCCAAGUACCUUGGUGGAGGGUGAUUUUGGAUGAAGCACAUCUGAUUAAGCACUCCACUCCUACACAAGCCUCUGCUGUACUUAGGUUAAAUGCUAGACGGAGGUGGCUGGUCACAGGAACUCCCCUACAGAACACCACAAUGGACAUGUAUUCUUUCAUGUCAAUUUUUGAAAUACAAUCCAUUUACAGACAAACACUCCUGGAAAAAGACGCUGCUAAAGCCAGUGGACACAAGUAG